AUGCCAGCGACCCUGCACGACCUCUACGUGUCUAUCAAUAACAGCCAGCCAUGGACAGGCGCGCGCUUUGUCCUUCGCCAAGUCUUCGGACGCUUGCAAUCCGACCUCGAAACCGACAUGCAAACAACCGAUUGGAGCAUACCGCUCAUAUGGCUCUUCACCGAGUUAGUCGAAUCGACAUCGUCUCCUCUCCUCAUGUCGCAAAAGACCAGCAUCAGAACACCGGAUUGGAAUUGCCCGGCUAUCGAACGCUUACUCAAGAGCAGAUCUCAGAUUAUGAAGAUCAGCGCUCCGCUUUCCGUACACACCACGACACUCGACACAAUCGAGGUUAUGGUCCGUUCGGAGUAUCUCUUCUUUCACAAGAAUCUCCAUAUACUGGUCUCUUUCACAUUCUCUGUCGCCCCCACAAUUGAUGGUACGGCUGAUAGUUGCCAGUCUGAUCGGUUGACAACGCUGCUCGACGACGUCAAUAUCCAUCGGGGUGUGCAGACUGUCUAA
This is a messenger RNA of Alternaria atra, 501 nucleotides long. RefSeq lists its product as uncharacterized. The record is from RefSeq and is a predicted model, not a curated record. The transcript has a single exon. The coding region runs from base 1 to 501 and encodes 166 amino acids. NCBI's taxonomy places the organism in Eukaryota, Fungi, Ascomycota, Dothideomycetes, Pleosporales, Pleosporaceae.